Labrus mixtus (cuckoo wrasse) is the source of this 884-nucleotide messenger RNA. RefSeq names its product complement C1q-like protein 4. The record is from RefSeq and is a predicted model, not a curated record. NCBI's taxonomy places the organism in Eukaryota, Metazoa, Chordata, Actinopteri, Labriformes, Labridae. Gene Ontology annotation, molecular function: protein binding. The coding region runs from base 163 to 804 and encodes 213 amino acids. The transcript has 3 exons.
AUUGUUUUCUUAUUGCAUAAUCAACCUUGAUUCAAAGGGGGUGUUAGAAAUUGACAGGUCACAAAUAAAUAUCAGUCCAGCAGCCAGGGGGAUCGAAUCAGUCAGGGGUAGAUAACGGAGAGACUCGUUUUCUUUUAACUAACUUGAAGAUUUUUAUCCAACAUGCUCUGGUUUCUUUUGCUGUUCUGUGGCUUGUCUUUGGCUGAUGAGGGUGGCAAUGCACUUGAAACACAGUCAUGCUCUCCUGAUAUUUGUAACCUCAUGAAAGAGGUUGGUGCCAUGUCAGAAAAAAUCAAAUCUUUGGAAAGCAGGCUGCAGGAAAGUGAAGCAGGGCUGAAGGUCAGCGUAAUCCGACUGCAGAACAGUGAAACCCAGAUUUCUGAUCUGAGGAGCAAAGUGACAACCAAGGUGAUCUUCAGUGCAGCGAUAGGAGGAAAUGGAGACGUUGGACCCUUCAACACAGACACAACUUUAAUCUACAGAACAGUGAUCACAAACAUCGGCAACGCCUACAAUGCAGCCACAGGUGUCUUCGCUGCACCUUAUGCUGGAGUUUAUUACUUCACCAUCUUCCACCACGCUGGAGGAAGGUUCGGCACCGAGCUGUACCUCUACAAGAACAGCCAGCGCAUGGUGAGAACGCAGAAUCACAAAGCUGUCAACGAGACGGCUCAUAACGGAGGAAACGCCGUGUUCCUGCAGCUGAAUCAAGGAGACCAAGUCUAUGUGCGUCUGAAUGCACGCUCAUACGUGUGGGGCUCUUUAUACCACACAACCUUCAGUGGUUUUCUGGUCCACAUGUGAGAACAGAUAAGAAGCAGCUGUUUCUUUAGGAUGAAUGAAAUCAUCCGAAAAUAAAUCCUGUAACUUUAAAGUUUGGUUAA